Molecule: messenger RNA, 636 nt
Organism: Lycium barbarum (goji berry)
Lineage: Eukaryota; Viridiplantae; Streptophyta; Magnoliopsida; Solanales; Solanaceae
Exons: 1
Coding region: 1-636 (211 amino acids)
Source: RefSeq, a predicted model, not a curated record
AUGCCAUGGUAUAUGUUGUUUAAAGAUGACAUAGUAUUGAUUGACGAGACGCGUAGUGGAGUUAAUUAUAGGCUGGAUGUUUGUAGAAUGAACUUAGAAUCUAAAGUAUUCAGGUUAAGCAGGACUAAGACGGAAUAUAUGGAGUGCAAGUUCAGUGACGUGACGCAGGAGACAAAUGUGGAAUUGAAGAUCGAGGCACAAGCUAUACCCAAAAGAGGAAGCUUCAAGUAUAUUGGGUCCAUAAUACAAGGGGACGGGAAGAUUGAAGAUGAUCUCGCACUCCGUAUUAGAGCAGGGUGGAUGAAAUGGAGGCUCGCCUCCAGGAUGCUUUGCGAUAAGAAGAUGUCGCCUGGGUUGAAAGGUAGGUUCUACAGAGUGGUGGUUCCACUAACAUUAUUGCAUGGGGCAGAAUGCUGGCCAUUCAAGUAUGCUCAUGUUCAGAAAAUGAAGGUAGCGGAGAUGAGGAUGCUCAGAUGGAUGUGUGUUCGUACUAGGAGAGAUGAGGGACAAGGUCGGAGUGACGUCCGUGGCGGACAAGAUGAGGGAAGUGAGACUGAGAUGGUUCGUACAUGUGAAGAGGAACAGUGGAAUGCGCCAGUUAGGAGGUGUGAGAGAUUGGCUGUCGCAGAAGUUUGA